AUGGGUAACAAAAUGUCAUCAUUUUAUUGUUUGUUCAUCUUCUUCUUUUCGGUGGCUUCAAGCACAUUGCUUCAUUUUGAUGUUUCACCUUUCCUUCCACUAUUCAGUGGCCCAAAACUUGAAAUAGAAGGCUUCAUGAAUAUGUACCACAAUAACACCAUAGAGAGAUUAGACGACGACAUUGUCCCUCCAUCAUCAACCGAUCCCAAAACCAGUGUCAAAUCCAAAGACGUCGUGAUUUCCCCACAAAAUGGUGUAUCUGCUAGGCUUUACAUCCCCAUUUCCAUUCCCACCCUCCAAGGACACAAACUUCCUUUAGUAAUUUAUAUCCACGGUGGAGGUUUUUGCUCUGGAAGUGCUUUCAAUCCGAUUUACCAUAACUACGUUAGCUCACUUGUGGCGAAUGCUAAUGUCGUCGCGUUAUCUAUUAAUUAUAGGGAAGCCCCAGAGCAUCCUAUUCCCGCGGCUUACCAAGAUUCAUCGUCUGCACUAAGGUGGGUUGCUCAACACUCCAAGGGAGGUGGUGGUGGUGAGGCAUGGCUCAAUGACUAUGUUGACUUUCAAAGUGUGUACCUUGUUGGAGACGUUGCAGGUGCUAAUAUAGCACACAAUGUUGCAAUGUGGGCCGGUCAAGAAGAUUUGGAGGGUUUCAUGCUUGCGGGUAUGGUUCUAAUGAGCCCAUUUUUUUGGGGCAAAAAACCAAUUGGUGAGCAUGAGCCCAAAGAAAUCCAAAUAAGAAAUUUGGUCCAUACCUCGUGGUACGUAGCGACAGGGAUGAAAAUCGAGUUGGAUGACCCGAGGUUAAACCCGAUUGUGGAUCCGAAUUUGUCGAAACUAGGGUGCACGAGGGUGCUGGUAUGUGUUGCUGAGAAUGAUCGGUUGAGAGAUAGGGGUGAGUAUUACUACAAGGCAUUGGGUAAGAGUGGUUGGAAUGGAGAAGUGGAGCUUUAUGAGACUAAAGGUGAGAGCAAUGUGUUCCAAUUGAGAGAACCCGAUAGUGCAAAUUCUCAUGCCCUACUCAAUAAAGUGUCUUCUUUCGUAAACAAACAUGCCUAG
Messenger RNA from Cornus florida, 1056 nucleotides. Its product is annotated as probable carboxylesterase 7. The transcript has a single exon. NCBI's taxonomy places the organism in Eukaryota, Viridiplantae, Streptophyta, Magnoliopsida, Cornales, Cornaceae. Bases 1 to 1056 code for a protein of 351 amino acids. Gene Ontology annotation, molecular function: hydrolase activity. The record is from RefSeq and is a predicted model, not a curated record.